CCUGUGCUUAUGACGACCACGUGCUAGCCACACAUGUUCAGUAAUGGCGGACAAGAAGUCGAUUACUUGGGAGAAUUUCGUUGAAAUUCACUACCGUCAGUUGUUAUCAGUUGGUUUGCCAGAGCCCUUGUGGAAGAGUCUUUACAGUAAACUAUCCCCCAACGAGGUUCGUGAUGCAGGGUCUGUAUUUGAGCUUCAUAAAGACGAAGAUAGAUGGACAUUGCAGAGCAAGUCUGCUAUCGUGAAGCACCGUGAUGUUUACCUGAUUGACCAUGCGUGGACGAGCGAUGGAGCUAGUAAGGCACGGAAAAUGCUCAGUAAAAACCCAGAGCUAUUGAUGAGAAUGCAAAAAAUGAUGUGCUUGGAUGAUCAGCUAGAAGAACAUCCAACAACAAUAACACAAGAAGAAGUUGUCCAACAAAUAGCUGGUGUUGAUACAGAAACAGCUAAAGGUUGUUUGGAUAAGACAAAGAAUGAUAUAAUACAAGCUACAGUCCUUGCUGAAGGUGGAGACAAGCAAAAACCAGAUAUAAAUCUGGAUGAUUUGGAUGAAAAGAGAGUUUUAACUUUUAAAGAAUUCAAAGAUGGUUUUACAGCAUCAGUUGAAGAAGAGGAUAAAAAAUCAUUGUCAGAGGAGUUCAUGGAAAAAAUGUAUAAAAAAUACCUAAAAGACAGUGAAGACACCAAAACUGAAGUACGCUACGGAGAGGCAACAACACCAAAAUACAGUUGGAGUGAGACUGAUGAAGGUGAUGGCUCUAUUGCAGUUUUGGUAUCUGUGCCUUCAGAAACAAUUAAAUCAUCUGUUGUUAGUAAGAUUAGUCCUCGUCACUGGACGCUGAGUAUUAAAGGUGGACAAACAAUAAUCGAUGGAGAGUUUUACAGUAAGAUUCAACCUGAUGAGUGUUUCUGGACAUUUGAUGGACCUGGAGUCCUUCAAAUGACUCUACAAAAGACUGAUUCCAGUCAAGGUCUAUGGCCGUAUCUGAUCAAAGAUGAAGUGCAUCUCAAUGCACAGCAAAUUCAUGAUGAAGCAAUUGAAAAGCAGCACAAGAAGCGYGAGGAAAUUGACAGUGUCCUUGAAGCCAUGUGGAAAUACAACCAAACAUACCAGGCAGUCAUGGUAAAAGGUGGUCCUCAAGAGCACCUCUGGUACAUAAUGGAUGAAGUUGGCUCAGCCCUUAGCCACAGUUCUACACCUAACAUGAAAUGCUCCCCAUUUGCUUAUGCUGUCAAUGGAUCCAUCUACUCAAUCAUGUGGCCAAUUGCUGAUAUUGAGAAGGGUGAAGUCUGCACCAGAGACUUCUGCCCUACUCUUAUUGCUGGAGAAAUGCCCUCGCAAAAAGAAGCCAGAAACCUAGCAUGCAUGCCUGAGCUACCAGAUGAGUUCCCUAGGUCCUUCCUACAAGACUAUGCUAUGACAGUGGCAUCCAACAAUACAGCAUCCAACAUUCAAGCAAAGUUAGAGCUCCUCAAUCCAGAGGGGCAGAGGGCCUCAUUGCCUGGGCUGUCUUUAAGAUUUUAUGUCAAUAGUAAUAAUGACCAGAUAAAGGCUGUACUAGGAAGCCUGAAUUGCAGUUUUACUGACAAGCCUGAGGAUGCUACUGCUAUCUGGGUAGAUAAGCCUUUGUCUAGCAUUGAUGGAGGAAAAAUGGUCAAUUUUCUCAGCGGUGAUGACUUUUUAACAAGAAGAGAUGUACUUUCUAGACUGGUGACAAAGAAGCUUGGGGAGGUUGCUUGGUUUCCUAAGUCUUUCAACCUCCGAUCUCAACUAGCUGGAUUUUGUGUGGAACACUACAUGAAGGGUGUUUCUGCUAUGUGGAUAUUAAGGUCUGCUAACCCCAGUGAUUUCCAUUUCAAACCAGUCAUGAGCAGUGAUUUGAGAAGAAUKAUCAGACUUGGAGAGACAGGCCCACUAGUGGCAUCUGAAUUCCAUAUCACUGGWACUCUCACCCAUAAGAAGCAUUUUGUUCUUCAAUAUUCUGUGAUGCUUCAGUCACUCAAACCACUUGAGCUGCUCAUUCAUAAUACACCCAACAUAAGGAAGACUCCUGAACCAUAUGACACCAUGGCACCCAUUGAUGAAUACGAUCCAAGAGUUUUUAUCACUACCACAGAUGACAUUGUCAAACARGAUGAAGAAACAUUCAAAGACUUUGUGAAAAACUUUGAAAAGCAUUACACUCCAAGAUGCAAGCAGUCUUGGGUUCARGUGCAGCAGACAAUUUUCACACGUAUUUUAGAGCUCUUUGCUACGGUGUCAUCCAACCUGUCARUWCCAGGCAAGGGCCAUGCUGAUCAGAAACAGGGAAAACUAKCUGCYGUGUAUGGUGUAGAURUAAUUAUCAUGGAAGAUAUGUCAGUUGUCAUCACUGGAGUUGAUGCAGUUCCUUUAUUUGCAAAUGAGAUGGUUGCAAAGGAGGUUUUGUWCUUGAUGUAUGCGAACACAGAGGAUUGUAAGAAUGCUGGGAGUAAUGUGACUAGAGUGACCGUUGAUGAGUGAUGAUGUACAGUAGUUAUAAACAAAAUAUUGUAAAUAUAAGUAUUCCACUUCACAGGUUUACAGUGCUCAGCUUGAGUCUUAUUAGAGUGUCAUGUAUUACAUGUCCUUAAUUUUUUUAUCAAGCAUAUAAAGCAUGUUGUACUAUGACAAAUUCAUUGUUAUGAUACCUAAUAAAACAAAAGUUAAGUUUUACUGGAAACCUUUUUUUUCU
Molecule: messenger RNA, 2714 nt
Organism: Exaiptasia diaphana
Lineage: Eukaryota; Metazoa; Cnidaria; Anthozoa; Actiniaria; Aiptasiidae
Exons: 6
Coding region: 44-2503 (819 amino acids)
Biological process (GO): protein modification process
Source: RefSeq, a predicted model, not a curated record